GCUGACGUCCUGGCGGAGAGGGUAAGGGAGAUCAAUCCAGACUGCGAGGUGGAUGUCGUGCAAGACUUCUUUGUGAAGGAGACAGAGAGCAUGAUUCUCGAUCGAAGGCGAUUCGAUGUCGUUGUCGACGCCAUCGAUGGCGUGGCCAACAAGUGCCAGCUCAUCAAUGGCUGCCGCGAACGCCAAAUCCCGGUCGUGGUGUCCGGGGGUCUUGGGGGAAAGGUAGAUCCGACCCUCUUCCGCGAAGACGACAUGACACGAGUCGAAGGUGACGGGCUGAUUCGUCGAGUGCGAAAUACGCUGCGGCAGAGGUAUGGCUAUCCUGCCGGCAACCGAAAGAAGAAGAAGUGGGGAAUUCCGGUGGUCUUCAGCCCCGAACCUCCCCAGUUCUACGGCCCGACCUCGAGUCAGGCCCCAGGCGGCAAGAAAACCUGUGACAGGAGCUACGGGACCUUCUGCCCAGCUGCGGGAGCCCAGGGAUUUGCGCUGGCGGCCGCUGCGAUGAG
Symbiodinium sp. CCMP2456 is the source of this 506-nucleotide messenger RNA. Lineage: Eukaryota; Dinophyceae; Suessiales; Symbiodiniaceae. The record is from the annotation of a GenBank genome assembly.